This is a messenger RNA of Lucilia sericata (common green bottle fly), 2845 nucleotides long. It is a transcript of the gene LeuRS-m, whose product is annotated as probable leucine--tRNA ligase, mitochondrial. Gene Ontology annotation, biological process: leucyl-tRNA aminoacylation; mitochondrial translation. Gene Ontology annotation, cellular component: mitochondrion. The transcript is spliced from 4 exons. Gene Ontology annotation, molecular function: leucine-tRNA ligase activity; ATP binding. Lineage: Eukaryota; Metazoa; Arthropoda; Insecta; Diptera; Calliphoridae. The record is from RefSeq and is a predicted model, not a curated record. The coding region runs from base 92 to 2710 and encodes 872 amino acids.
GAAAACGCCGCUGCUCUGAUAUUUAACGUAGUUGAAUUAGUUGAAAAAUAUUAAAUUUUGUUAAUAAAUUCUAAAUUAAAAAUAAAAUAAAAUGCCAAUCUUACUUAAGUCACGUUGGCUACAACAUGUUGGCAGAAUUUGUCAAAAAAGAUGGUUGACACAGACAUGUACCGGAGUCAAAGAUUUGGAAUUGACUAAUGAUAUCAAACAUAAGAUCGAGAAACAUUGGCGAAAUACGUUAAAUGAGGGAAAAUUCAAUUACCAAAAUUUGGAUAAGAAAUUCUAUGUGUUGUCUAUGUUUCCUUAUCCCUCUGGUAAUUUGCACAUGGGUCAUGUGAGGGUUUACACUAUCAGUGAUACAGUGGCACGUUUUCAACGGAUGUGUGGUCUGAAUGUUUUCCAACCCAUAGGCUGGGAUGCAUUUGGCUUGCCGGCUGAAAAUGCGGCCAUACAAAGAGGCAUUGCGCCCAAGGACUGGACUGAAAAGAAUAUACAACAAAUGAAAACACAACUAGAAAAUUUGGGUUGUUCAUUCGAUUGGAAACAUGAAUUGUCCACCUGUAGUCCUGAAUACUAUAAAUGGACUCAGAAAUUAUUUUUAAUGUUGCAUAAAGAGGGAUUGGCUUAUCAGAAUGAGGCUUUGGUCAAUUGGGAUCCGGUAGAUAAAACGGUAUUGGCUGAUGAACAAGUGGAUGCCAAUGGCUGUUCCUGGCGUUCGGGAGCGAAAGUAGAAAAGAAGCUGCUAAAGCAAUGGUUUAUUAAGACUACCGCUUUUGCUCAACAGCUGUUAGAGGGUUUGGAUGAUCCCAUUUUAAGAGAUUGGCGUGAUAUUAUAAAUUUACAAAGACAUUGGAUAGGAGAAUGUGAUGGUUAUGGUUUCCAGCUAUUUACAUCGCAAGCUAGUUCUCUAAGAGUAUGGACUCAGCAUCCUGAACAUCUUAAGGAUCCCAAUGCUUUUGUGGUUUUAAAAACAAAUCAUUAUUUAGCUAAAGCCAAAGAUAAUGCUUUCAAUAUGACUAUAGAAAAUCCUUUUACUGGCACCAUAAUGCCCGUCAUUUUCAGUGAUACACCCACCUUUGCUGAUAAAUGUGAUGUUUAUUUGGCAGCGCCUAGUUUUAGAGAGGAAGAUAAAGAACUGCAAGAGUCUCUAAGUCUCUCGUUCUUUGCUGAUGAAGAAUUCAAUGCCGACAAUCACAAUAAGGAAAUGUUGAGAAAAGAAGUACUAGAGGCUGCUCAAAGAUUAAAAAUUGGUGGUUAUAAAGUUUCCUCCAAAUUAAACGAUUGGCUAAUAUCACGCCAAAGAUAUUGGGGCACCCCUAUACCCAUGAUAAAUUGUGACAAAUGUGGUGUAGUGCCAGUACCCGAUGAACAGCUUCCUGUUAUAUUGCCCGAAAAAUUGAUACACGAAAAAAAUCGUGAGGACUCGCUAAAAUGUUCUUGUCCAAAAUGUAACAAUCCCAAUGCCAUAAGAGAAUCGGAUACUAUGGAUACUUUUGUCGACAGUUCCUGGUAUUAUUUACGCUACUUGGAUCCUCACAAUACAAAAGAGAUUUUUGAUAAAAAUAUUAUAGCAGAAUCAAUGCCGGUCGAUUUGUAUAUAGGCGGCAAAGAGCAUGCUGUUUUGCAUUUAUACUACGCACGUUUUAUGAAUCAUUUUCUACAUUCUCUCGGCCUGGUAUCUAGUUCAGAACCAUUUUCUCGCUUACUUGUACAGGGUAUGGUAAUGGGACGAUCUUUUCGAGUUAAAGGCAGUGGCCGUUAUGUACAGGAACAUGAGGUAGAUAUUGUUAAUGCCAAGAAAAAUCAAGCUGUUUUAAAGGAGACAAAAGAGCCAGUCGUUAUGACUUGGGAGAAAAUGUCGAAGUCAAAAAUGAAUGGUGUAGAUCCGGGUGAUAUGUUUAAGGAAUAUGGUACCGAUACAACAAGACUGAUAAUUUUAGCUGAUGUAGCGCCGACUUCUCAUAGAAAUUGGUCCAGUGCAACAUUCCCUGGAAUUCUUAAUUGGCAAAAACGUUUGUGGCUGACGGUAAAUGAGUUCUGCGAAUUGCGUUCCUCCACAGAUGAUUCACAAAUUGAUAUCAACUCAAAUGAAUUCCAAGCUGAAGAUGAAAAAUUAUUUGAUGCUAGAAAUUUCUAUGUAAAAGGAGCCACAUUUAACUACAGACACACACAUCAACUUAGUGUUGCUAUCUCGAAAAUGCAGGGAUUAACUAAUUCCUUAAGACGAACUCCCAAACACAUUAUACGCUAUGGCAAACAUUACGAACGUGCCUUAGCCGCCCAAAUCAUUAUGCUUGCACCCAUGGCACCACACUUUGCCUCAGAAUUAUGGUCUAAAUUUGCCUCUGCUCCACAACGUCUUAAUACAUCGGCUACCGAGCUGCAAUGGGACAAAGAUGUACUCUCGCAACAGUGGCCAGAAAUCGAUCAAAACUAUCAAUUGGAUUUAGCCAUUAAAGUAAAUGGUUUUGAAAAUUGUUGCAUUAAAAUACCACGUAGUCAUAUUGACAAAGUAACUCAUAAUGAUGCAUUAGAUCUGGCAUUUAAUACGGAUUCUGUAACGUCCUACUUAAUCGAUAAGAAAAUACGUACAACUAAUUUUGUAUUGUAUCCGGGCAUUGAAGCGAUUUUAAAUAUUUAUGUUGAUAAAGUUAAGCAGGAAAAACAAUCAAAUUCAUCGAAUACAAGUAAUGAAGAAAUUGUACAUUAGAAUAGAAGAACGUCUAUUGUUGUUAUUAAGUGGAUUGAUUAAUUAAUUUAUAAGGUGUUGCAUAUUUAAAUUUAAGUUAGUUUUAUAAAAUAAAUAAAUGAGCGCAAAAUAAAGAUGUUACUUUUAAAGAAGUAA